Molecule: messenger RNA, 1132 nt
Organism: Vespa crabro (European hornet)
Lineage: Eukaryota; Metazoa; Arthropoda; Insecta; Hymenoptera; Vespidae
Gene: Non3
Product: ribosome production factor 2 homolog
Exons: 5
Coding region: 176-1132 (318 amino acids)
Biological process (GO): ribosomal large subunit assembly; maturation of LSU-rRNA from tricistronic rRNA transcript (SSU-rRNA, 5.8S rRNA, LSU-rRNA)
Cellular component (GO): nucleolus
Molecular function (GO): rRNA binding
Source: RefSeq, a predicted model, not a curated record
UGUUUAAUGCAAUUUGAGAUUUAUGUAAGGUUAUGGAAACACAUAUGUUUUCAUGAUCAAGUCUUAAUACAUGUUGAUUGAUAGUUAAAUUAUAUGAUAAUUGGUUUUAUGCCAUUAUAAAUAUUAAAAUUAUAUUAGUAUAGUUUUGUUUAUAAUUAUUAAGAUACGCCUCACAAUGCCAGUAAUAACUCGAAUUGUUAAACCUACUACCCAUAAAGGAAAAAAAGCAAUUUUAAAUAAAGAACCAAAAUUAAUUGAAGAUGCUAAACAAGCUUUUUGUAUUAAAGGCAGAAAUACUUCUCAAAUUGUCAAUGAUUGUAUGAAAGAUUUGUAUGAACUCAAAAAACCUGAUAUGCAAAUGAUGCAAAAAAAGAAUGAUAUAGUUCCAUUUGAAGAUGCGACAACUAUUGAAAAAAUUUCGUCGAAGUUAAAUGCACCACUUUUUAUAUUUGGCUCACACAAUAAAAAACGUCCACACAAUCUUAUAUUCGGUAGAAUGUAUGAACAUACUUUAUUAGACAUGAUGGAGUUUGGUAUAGAAAAUUAUAAAAGUUUAAAGGAGUUCAAAGUUCCUAAGAUUUCAAUAGGAAUAAAACCAUUAUUAGUUUUUAAUGGUGAACUUUUCGAAAAUAAUCAACAAUAUAAUAGAAUAAAAAAUCUAUUUAUUGAUAUGUUUCAACGAGAAGUAGUUCAAAAAAUCGGAUUGCAAGGACUAGAACAUGUGUUGAGUUUUACUGCUGAUGAGAACAAGAUAUAUGUACGAAGUUACAGGAUACUUUUAAAAAAAUCAGAUUCUAGAAUUCCACGUGUUGAAUUAGAAGAAAUUGGUCCAUCUAUUGAUUUGGUAUGUAGACGUAGUAAAUUGGCUUCUGUUGAUCAUUUUAAGCAGGCCUGUAAGAAACCAAAAGAAUUGAAGAUAAAGAAAAAGAAGAAUAUUUCAACGGAUGUUUUUGGAACUACUUUUGGCCGUAUUCAUAUUGGUACACAAAAUAUUAAUAAAAUACAGACAAGAAAAUUAAAAGGUCUUAAAAAAACACUAGCAGAAAAGAAAGAAAAUAAGAAAAGGAAAAAUUUGAGUGAUAAUGAUAGUAGUUCUAAAAAAUUAAAAAGUAUAGAAAAUAAGGUAAUGUAA